UUAAUUAAUUUUAAAAAAAAUUAACAAAAUUUAACAAAUGUUUAGAAAAAUAUCAAAAUUUUAAUAAUUAAAAAUUUCAAAUAAAAUUUAACAAUAAAAAUUCAAUUAGUGCUACAUAAAAAAACUUCUUUAAAACUUGUGCUGCGCUGUGUGUGGGAAGUUGUAAAACAACUUGAAAUAAAUAAAAUUUCUUUGUCUUACUAUAAUAACAAGAAGAACCCUCUGAAAUAAUGGCCAAAGUAAUUUCACAGGAAACAUUCGAUGAUGUUGUUAAAGAAAACAUUGUGGAGUUUGCUAUGUCGCCAGAUGAAGCCAAACAGGAGACCAUCAAUCAGUUUGAAGCACAAGGCAUAAAUUUAGUAAACAUUAUUAAGGAUUUAGCCAUCAAUGAGGAUACGGGCAAGCCGAUACUUAAUGAGUCCAUUGACAAUCUUAAAGUCUAUGUAGACGAUAAAUGCGAGGACAAAGAAAAGCUAUUGAACUUAUUAAAAAAUAUCGAUGAGGAAUGUCAGAAAUCUAUUGCACACCGUGUUUUGGCAGGCAAAAACAAUGUAAAUUCCCUUCUGCUUCAAAUUUUAAAUCAACAGCUUGAUUUACCAGACAGCAAUGCCAAUACUACUGAUGUUACUGUGGCUGUUCUUAAAACAUUGAAUAGUUUGUAUAAUACCCAACCUGAUAUAUUUGAUGCCAAUUCAUUGUCCUUGGCAAAACGUCUACUAGACUCGUAUGUCGACAAUGAUCAGGUGGCUUGUUUGACUUUACAGUGGCUACAGAAAUGUUGUGUAAUGCAUGAAAUGAAUCGUCAAAAUAUUAUUCAAGCCAAUAUCAAACAACAUUUAAAACCUUUUGUCUGUAAAGAAAAGCCUAAUGUAUUGCGAGAAGCUUUGACUGUUUGUCGUUAUUUGGUAUUAGAUGAUGACAUCCGUGUAGAAUUUGGAUGUGCUCAUGAGCAUGCGCGUCAGUUGGGAGCUGAGUUUAUUGUCGACUUGACAAAUCUACUGGCUGAAUUUGAAGAUCCAGUCAUACUAGCUGAUUUGUUGUUGACUAUUGGUACUUUGGCAGUGCGCCAAGAAUUGUGUACUACUGUCGAUGAAGCUGGAGGUAUUAAAUUGGUACUUCAAGUGAUGUCUAACAACAUAAAUGCUGUGCGUUUAAAUCGUGAAGCUCUCAAACUUUUACGUGCCUUGGCAGGCCAUGAUACCGUUAAAAGUCACAUAGUACAACAAGGUGUUGCUCCCACACUUAAAGAGCUGCUACACACUCAUAUGGCAAAUGAAAAACUGGUAAUGGCGGCUCUAGGUUGUAUUGCCACUUUAACACUACGUGUCAAGGAUAAUAGUAAAAUACUAUUUGAUACUGGCAUUUCCGAAUGUAUAGUUGAAUCUAUGCGUUUACAUCAAAAAAAUAAAAUUAUUCAGCGCAAUGGUGCCUGGGCCAUACGUAAUAUGGUUUCACGCUCUAGGGAACAAUGCGACACAUGGUUAUCUUUUGGCAUUGAAGAUGUCUUAAAUACAGCACUUGGCGAACAUCCUUCCAUUUUGCAAGAUGUCAAGGCUGCAUUACGUGAUUUGGGCUGUAAGGUUGAUUUAAAAGAGGAGUGGACUGGUACUGCCGAAAAGAAAAUUAUGAACAAGCAAUAAAUACUCAAAACACAAUUGGCCUUUUUGGAAGGAAUUUUUUUUGAAUGUUUAACACAUGCAUAAUACAAUAUACAUUUAAAAAAUAUAGAACUACGCAACCAUAUGUAUUCACUUAUUAUACAAAAUUGAUUUAUUAAGUACUAGUAUUCUUUUUUCUAACAAUUUUUGUAAUCUGCUAUUUACUAUCCCAUCAUUUUUAUAUGCGCCUUUUUUAUAACAACAUUUGGAAAUAUCUAAUAAAUUGGUAAUAUUUGCAACAAAA
This is a messenger RNA of Calliphora vicina (urban bluebottle blowfly), 1902 nucleotides long. Its product is annotated as armadillo repeat-containing protein 6 homolog. Gene Ontology annotation, molecular function: protein binding. Lineage: Eukaryota; Metazoa; Arthropoda; Insecta; Diptera; Calliphoridae. The record is from RefSeq and is a predicted model, not a curated record. The transcript is spliced from 5 exons. Gene Ontology annotation, biological process: hematopoietic progenitor cell differentiation. Bases 231 to 1640 code for a protein of 469 amino acids.